GUUUACAUAUACACGUAUAUAUUGGAGUGUGUCAGUUUGGUUAGUUGUAAAUGUAUAAGCAAGACAACGUAUUUACAAGGAUAAAUUGCAUGUGAUUCCGCAACUGUCCCGGAAAUCGGAAAUCUACGACAAAUGACAAUCUGGAAUAGCCUAUAUUACUGGAUCACCAUGCGAUUCAGAAGAAGCCGACUGUUACAAGUGUCGCUGAUGAUUGCAGUAUUGCUAAUCUUCAAAACUUUGAAUUUAUAUGGACAAGAGAAGUCCAAAGGGCUGGAUAUGUUCAGACAGAUUCCAACUGAGAAUAACUAUGAUCGCGGCAUUGAGAUAAAAGCGAAUGUCAUUGAGAGCCAAGAAGCAGAUGAGGAUCGUGAUGUUUUCGAAGGUGAUGGGAUCAAAACAAACCAGGGAGGGAAGAAAAGUAUUAGAGUAGCCCCAGAUGUAAUUCACCCCAUUGAAAACUCAUUACCCCCUGAUACACACCAUCACAAUAUUUUAGAAGAACGUGGAAAGGCAAAAUGGCCGGAGAGACUGAAUUGGGUAAAAAUAAAAGGCGAUAUUACAGUUUAUCUUUUAGCUGCAUUUUAUGAUGACCGUGAUACACUAAAAGACCAUUUCCGCGAGGCAGCCGUCAGAGUGAUUGCCAUAUCUGAAUCUAAACACGUAGAAAUGAUGUGUCAUUUACACUACGACGAUCGUGUCGUAAAGGUCAAGGCAGACGUAGUGCGUACAUCCGUUUUGCGACGCUUUGUAUUUGAAAAUAAACAAUUCAGAUCGAACAUUUAUUCCUGCAAGGUAAUAAAGCAACAAAAUUCAAACAAAAGCCCGAAGUUCGUGUCCAUUGUUGGUCCAUGGCAGAAAAGUCCAACUACGUUUCUUCCCAUAGAGACGCCAGGUUAUCGGAAGCCUUUAUAUAAGUUCUGUGGAUGUCAGCGUCAUUUUGGAAAUCUCGACCCCAGCCUUAUCGUUGAAAAUUUCGAAAUUCAAAAAAUGUUCGGCAUCUCAAAAAUGUUCAUUUAUACGACUGAACUUGACCGCAUUCCCGCCGCAGUGCUAGAACAUUACAUGAAGGAAGGGUUUGUUGAAGUUAUAGAGGUUCCAGCCAUGUUUGAAAACUACCCACCCAAUCAUUAUCGCCCGAACCAUAUAAGGAUAUUACAACCUCCCUCAUAUAACCAUUGUAUUUAUAGGAAUUUAUAUAAAUGUGAAUUCAUGAUUAUCAAUGACCCCGAUGAGUUCAUUGUCCCAAGGCGAGAUCAAGACUAUACGACUAUGUUGAAAAAUAUCGAUAGAAAUCACAACAUCAGUGAGGGAUAUAAAACAUCGUACGUCUUCAGAAAUGCAUUCUUUUACACUCAUCUACCCCAGAACGAGACUGAGCCUAGCUACGUCAAAUCUUUACGCCAUCAAGCCCGGAUGAAAGCAAGAUACCCGGAUGACUCCGUGAAAUCAUUUCUAAGGCCAAGUUCUUGCAUAGGGUAUCAUGUUCAUUUUUGUUGGACACAAACACAUGAGUCAAAGGGCAGAGUAAUUGUCAAUACGGAUUUUGCACUUAAUUAUCAUUAUCGUGCGUGUCAUAAAAUAUGGGAAAAGACAAAAAAGGGAAACAGAUGUGAACAAUUCAAAAACGAAUACCAAAUUGAUACGCAUAUGCUAAGAUAUAAAGACAGAAUUAUAAGUGCAAUGAGGGAUCAGGCUCAGAAAAUUGGACUUCCUUUAUCAUAGAUUUUAAACACUAGAAACCUAAAUGAAAAAAAUGUAUUUUUAAGUUGAGCAUCAUUACUUUAUCAACGUAAACUAGCUGUCACGCUAGGCCGUGUUGGCUCACCGUUCGCCACGCUUUUCAUUAAUUUCUAAUUUAUUAAUUCUUUUUUGGUAUUUGGUGUGAGGGGGAUAUCUUGCUAUAAAACUA
Molecule: messenger RNA, 1909 nt
Organism: Owenia fusiformis
Lineage: Eukaryota; Metazoa; Annelida; Polychaeta; Sabellida; Oweniidae
Source: the annotation of a GenBank genome assembly